AAAAUUAAUUCAGAGGAAAUCUUAGCUGUACAGUACUUCUGUCUCUCCCUUUCUUCAUCAAAAGACGAGAGAUUAAAGAAAAAAAGGACAAAACUUUAAAAGGAAUCUCCUCCCCUCAGUUCGAGAAACCACGAAAGGGUUUUACUUUGAUUCAGUUCUUGUUCUCGAAAGUCUUCUCUGCUUUUGUUGUCUUUUGGACCAAUACUUUGGUCUUUGGUCUGAAGCAAUGCAGUUAUAUCAUCAUCCAUACUCAUUAGACAGCCAGAGAGUGAGACUAGCUUUGGAAGAGAAAGGCAUUGAUUACACAUCAUACCAUGUGAAUCCCAUCACAGGCAAGCACAUGGACUCUUCCUUCUUCAGGAUGAAUCCCAGCGCCAAACUUCCCGUUUUCAGGAACGGUUCUCACAUCAUUUUGGACACUAUUGAGAUCAUAGAAUACUUGGAGAGAAUAGCUGAGGUGUCUUCUGGUGUAGAGGAUGCUACUUUCGGUAGAGAAGUACUUGAAUGGAUGCGGAAGAUCAGAGAAUGGGACUCCAAGCUUUUCACACUUGCUCACAUCCCUGAUAAUCGCCGCCUCUACGUUUCCAAGUUCUUGAGGAUGGUUAUGAUUGCGCGGAUGGCCGAGUCUCCGGACUUGGCCAGUGCUUACCACAGGAAGCUAAGGGAAGCUUACGAGACAGAGGACAAACUAAAAGACCCCGAAGCCUUGAGGAGAAGCAAAGACCAUUUGCUCAGGCUUCUUGAUGAGGUUGAGACCAAGCUAGAGGGGACGAGUUAUGUGGCAGGGAAUGAGUUUAGCAUGGCUGAUGUGAUGCUAGUGCCUGUGCUAGCUCGGUUGUCGCUGCUGGAUUUGGAAGAGGAGUAUAUAAGUAGCAGGAGGAAUCUUGCUGAGUAUUGGGUGGUUGUGAGGAGUAGACCAAGCUACAAGAAGGUUAUUGGAAGGUACUUUAGUGGCUGGAGAAAAUAUGCAACACUUUUGAAGACUUGGAUGUUUGUUAGAGUCAGAAGUUUGCUCAGAAAAUAUUGAAGAUUUGGUUUCUUUGUUUUUGUGUUUCCCACUUUGAAUGUUCAUUUUACAUAACAUUGUAAAGUUGAGAAAAGUUUGUACCAAAAGCAAUAUUUAUUUAAGAAGUUUGUAAUGUGUGAAUAAAGAAUGUGAUUUGCUCUUA
Raphanus sativus (radish) is the source of this 1169-nucleotide messenger RNA. Its product is annotated as glutathione S-transferase TCHQD. The transcript is spliced from 3 exons. The record is from RefSeq and is a predicted model, not a curated record. Bases 227 to 1027 code for a protein of 266 amino acids. Gene Ontology annotation, molecular function: glutathione transferase activity. Lineage: Eukaryota; Viridiplantae; Streptophyta; Magnoliopsida; Brassicales; Brassicaceae.